This is a messenger RNA of Iphiclides podalirius (scarce swallowtail), 654 nucleotides long. NCBI's taxonomy places the organism in Eukaryota, Metazoa, Arthropoda, Insecta, Lepidoptera, Papilionidae. The record is from the annotation of a GenBank genome assembly.
AUGCUGAUAUUUAGCGGACAAGAUUUGCAAAGCAUGGAACUGCCUGCCGAGAAGCCGUCGAUCAAGGCAGAGAAGGGUUGGUACGCAUCAGGCGAUUCUCUCAGAGCACAGUGUUCUUCGCCACCCGCCGACCCGCCGGCCAAUCUCACGUGGCUAUUGAAUGGACGAGACAUCCAUGGCAAACCCAUCAUACAACAGAGAAUCCUUCCAAGUCCAGCAGUGGCGAUUGAUGCGCCACAUCUGCUGGACCACCGUACACCGCCACCUGGUGACGAAAAUAGCAACAUCAUAUUCAGACCGUGGAAAGCAUUUGGACCAUUCGUCGAUACAAUACAGGAUGGUGAACUACUGCCUAGUCAGGAUACUGUGCUGUUUCCUAAACCACGACAAAACGACGGUGUCUUAGAAGAUGACGUCACGGACCCCAUGCCUACUGUGGAGUCAUCGAAAAAGGUAGCCUCCAUAAGCCAACUGUCCUUCAUGGUGCGGCCGGACAGCUUCGAGCGCGGGCAGCUUCGUCUCACGUGCAUAUCGACAGUGCACUCGCUGUACAGCGAACAGGCGGAGCUGGUCAUCAACGAGGAGCGGCCUCAGAUCGCCUCCGUCCUCGGCACCCGCGAUCGGGCUGGUGCGUACUGCUCAUACAAUAGCUUC